GUCGCCGGAGCACACCCAAACCCCAGGUUCCCCGCCCCAACUCAACUUCUCCGCCGCCGACCGCACCGUCUCGUACUCGUGCACCGCGCGCGCCCCGCAGCUUGCGUCAUCCCACGUCCUCGCGCGGUCUGCGCCUUCUUCGCGGCCGCCUCAUCUGCCCGCCCCUCUCCACCAAGGAGCUCGGGCACCGGCUGCCACUGCACGAUCCUGCGCCGGCGACCGUUUGACGCCGCCGCCUCAGCAGCAGCAGCAGCAGCAGCGUGCUACUUCACUUGGCACGCUCUCCUUCUGACUGGGCGCUGAGGGUGCGGAAGCUGGAGUCGUCAUCGAUGGCGACCGUGGAGUAGCACCCCAAAGCUGGCGCGCUUUUCUUGCCGUCCUGCCAGCGCUUCUAGCUUGGUUUCCCCAUGAUCCUCCGCAGCGCACUAAGGGCUGGUCGCAGCCUCCGGCGGGUUCCCCUGGUUCAGCUCAUUGUGGAACACGGUGAGCCGUACCGAGCACCACACCGGUGUGCUACUGAUACCCAGGAUGGUGAAGAAUCAUCGGCUGUUUUGAAUUGGUGGGGGGACACUCCAAUCGGUCACAGGUAUCAGUUGCGGGCUUACUCGCCUGCUCCUGCACAUGUUAGGGAUGAGAAACCCUUGGAUCAUGACGAUGGGGCGGUAAUGGCGGAUAAGGAGGUCAAUCGAAUGAAGAAGAUGCGGGUGUUCUGGACCGCACAGCAGACUUUCAUGGAGUACCUCCAUGUCACACGGGGGCUGAGCUUUCCCGACGCGGAGCAUAUAAGCAAGCACUCACCUGUCUUUGUGAGCAAUCUGCUGCACCAGGUGAAGGAUGCUAUCAAGGACCCUGUGGAGGGGGAUGAGGCAGCGUUCAGGUCAAAGGUGAAGACAAAGGAGAUAAGGGAUGAGAGGGCCACCAAGGCGUUGGAGCGUCUAUUCAGGUAUUAUCCGAUCAAUGAGUUCGAGCCAUUCUUCGAGAGCAUGGGCCUCAAGCCGAGUGAGUACCAACCCUUUCUGCGUCGGGAUCUCAUGUUUCUUUCCGAUGACGAGACGGUGCUGGAGAACUACCGUGUUCUUUGCAAUUAUGGGGUUAUGCGCAAUAAGAUAGGGCAGAUAUACAUUGGUGCUGCGGAGGCUUUCAGUUUUGGUGAUGGUGUGCUUGCGUCCAAGCUCAGAGCUCUUGAGGAUCUAGGGUUCAGUAAGUCCACUGUGAUAAAGCUUAUGGCCUGUUGCCCUGCCGUGUUGACAUGUGGCCCACAUGCCGAAUUGAAGAUCAUAGAGUGGCUAGAUGACAUUGGCAUUCAGAGAGACUGGAUUGGUCAGUUCUUAUCCGUAAAGAAGUCGUAUAAUUGGAGAAAGAUGGUUGAAGUUCCUCAGUUUCUUGCUGAAUUGGGAUUCGAUAACGAGGGUAUUGGUAAACUGAUCAGGCAACACCCAGAUUUCUUGUUGGAUGGCUCUGGAAAUGCACUGUUUAGGGCAGUUGUCAUUAUGCUGAAAGCAGGGUCCGGAAAAGGAGACCUGUUCAAUCUUUUCCUGGACUUCCCAGACGUACAGGCGAGGAGUUUUGCGAGGAACAUACAGAGCGUUACGCUAUUCUUAACUGACAUCGAUGUGAGCGAGGAGGAUAUUAAGAAGUUCGUGGUAGCGAACGCCUCGAUGCUCGGUUCCGCUCGGGUGAAGAAGGCAAACAGCAUCCUUACAUACCUCAGCGUGGGGAAGAAGCGUCUGUGGAAGAUCAUAAGGGAAGAGCCACGCCAACUAAUGAAAUACACACUAGGGCUAAAGGUCAGCCGCCUGCCGCCUUGCGACGAAAUCGCCGAGAAGUCACUGAAGGAGAAGGUGAAGUUCCUGAAGAACGUAGGGUUCGCGGAAGGCUCCAACGACAUGAACAAGGCGUUGAAGGCCUUCCGCGGCAAGGGCGACGAGCUACAGGACCGGUUCGACUUCCUGGUGAACGCUGGGUUCGAGCCCAAGGACGUGUCGCACAUGAUCAAGGUGGCACCGCAGGUUCUGAACCAGAAGACACACGUCCUCCAGUCCAAGAUAUCGUUCCUUGUGAACGAGACGGCGUACCCUCUGAGCGUUCUGGUCGGGUACCCCGCGUUCCUGUCGUUCACCAUAGAGAGAACCAAAGCCAGGUUCCUGAUGUACGACUGGCUGCGAGAAAGAGGGCUGGUCCCUCCGAACUUCGCACUGUCCACCUUGUUAGCCUGUUCGGAGAAGCGGUUUUUUAAGUAUCUGGUCCUGAAACAUCAGAAGGGCCCGGAGGUCUGGGAGAAGCUCAAGAAGGAGGUGGCUGCAGACAAAAACGCGCACUGUGCUUCAGAGGAUGAUCAGCAUGCUAUUGUUUCUUGAGCAAUUAAUUUUUUUAUGGAAAAGGCAGUGGGGGUGUCUUUUCGUGUUUUGAUUAAUGAACGAUGUACAUGGACGGUAGAAACUGAUAUUG
Zea mays is the source of this 2448-nucleotide messenger RNA. RefSeq lists its product as uncharacterized. Gene Ontology annotation, molecular function: double-stranded DNA binding. The record is from RefSeq and is marked validated. Gene Ontology annotation, biological process: regulation of DNA-templated transcription. NCBI's taxonomy places the organism in Eukaryota, Viridiplantae, Streptophyta, Magnoliopsida, Poales, Poaceae.